Messenger RNA from Hippocampus comes (tiger tail seahorse), 1923 nucleotides. RefSeq names its product SCO-spondin-like. Lineage: Eukaryota; Metazoa; Chordata; Actinopteri; Syngnathiformes; Syngnathidae. Gene Ontology annotation, molecular function: protein binding. The coding region runs from base 1 to 1923 and encodes 640 amino acids. Gene Ontology annotation, cellular component: extracellular matrix. The record is from RefSeq and is a predicted model, not a curated record. The transcript has 11 exons.
AUGACCCCAGAAGGAGAUGUGGAGAGCAGCGUGUCGUCUUUUGCUGGCAAAUUCACCACAGAACAUUGCCCUCUACCCGGAGGAGCCCCUCCAGACCCCUGCACGACGUACACUCAGAAGAGACACUAUGCUGACGCUGUCUGCUCCAUCAUUCACAGCAAAGUAUUCCAGGCAUGUCACGAUGUCGUGGAGAGGGAGCCCUAUUUUCGCCUCUGUCGAUCCGAAGUGUGCAGCUGUGCGGCCCAGAGGGCCUGUCAUUGCACAGUGCUCACUGCCUUUGCCCGACACUGUGCCCAGGAGGGUAUCGCUGUCCAAUGGCGGAACCAGACCUUCUGCUCCGUCCAGUGUUCCGGGGGUCAGGUCCAUCAUGAGUGCGGUCGAGCAUGCGGCCGCAAGUGUUCAGACCUGCAGCACGGCUGGAGCUGUGAUGAUGACGGCAGCGGUGGCGGUGAUGAGCUUUGUGUUCCGGGUUGCCAGUGCCCUGCAGGACUCGUGCAGGACUACCAAGGACAGUGUGUGCCCACCACUAUGUGCCUGUGUGUUCAAGGAGACAAGAUGUAUCUACCUGGGGAAUUUGUUCAGAACGGCUGUAAGACCUGCGUGUGUGAGGAGGGGCGCUUUAACUGCACGCGGGCCCCCUGCGAAGAGGUCAACAAGUGUCCUGGCUCUCUGAUCUACGCUCCACGUUCAUGCCUCCUCACGUGCGCCAGUUUGGACCCCCCAAAUCAGCAGCAAGGGUCCGGCUUGCUGAGUUGCAUAGAGCCCCUAUCUGGCUGUGUGUGCCCCACCGGAACUGUCCUGCUUGGUGAUCAGUGCGUCCUGCCUGCCGAAUGCCCGUGUCGCCAUAAUGGCCGCCUGUACUACAGCAACGACACCAUCACGAAAGACUGCAACACAUGUGUGUGUAAGGAGCGCCACUGGCACUGUAGCCAGUCGGCCUGCGCCGGCAUGUGCGUGGCUACCGGAGACCCUCAUUACGUGACGUUCGAUGGGCGCUACUUCUCUUUCCUGGGAGACUGCCAGUACGUCCUGGCGAGGGAGACCAGCGGGUUGUUCAGCGUCACGGCGGAGAACGUGCCCUGCGGAAGCACCGGGGUCACCUGUACCAAGUCCGUUACGCUCAGCCUUGGCAACACCAUUAUACACCUGCUGAGGGGUAAAGCAGUGACCGUUAACGGGAUGCCAGUGACUCUACCCAAGACCUACAGCGGGAGUGGUCUGACUUUGGAAAAAGUGGGCAUGUUUGUGUCACUUUCCUCCAGACUUGGGGUCACUCUGCUGUGGGAUGGAGGUAUGCGUGUGUACGUGCGCCUGGCCGCACACUUGAGGGGAAACGUUGGAGGCCUGUGCGGUAACUUCGAUGGGGACACGGAGAAUGACUUCACCACACGACAAGGCAUCGUGGAGUCCACCGCUGAGCUGUUUGGGAAUUCUUGGAAGGUCAGCCCAUCCUGCCCCGAUGUAGCAGACCAAGAUCUUCGAGACCCCUGCUCGGUUAACUCGCACAGAGUACCGUGGGCCAGGAAAAGAUGUGGCAUUUUGACUCAGGAGCUCUUCUCUCCAUGCCACCUUGAAGUGCCCUUCCAGCAGUAUUAUGACUGGUGUGUCUUUGAUGCGUGUGGCUGUGACUCCGGUGGGGACUGUGAGUGCUUGUGCACAGCCAUCGCCACUUAUGCCGAAGAGUGUAACCGCAGGGGGGUGUACAUUCGCUGGAGGUCCCAGGAGCUCUGUCCCCUGCAAUGCGAAAAUGGACUUGUUUAUGACCCGUGCGGUCCGGCUUGCUCCCCUUCAUGUCCCAAUGUGCAUCAGAGUCCUCACUCCCAAUGUGACGUCCUUUCCUGUGUGGAGGGCUGCUUCUGCCCCGCUGGUACUGUUCGAUACGGUAAGAUAUAUCAAACUAGAAUGCUUGUAAUGGUCGCCUAA